UGUGCAAAAGCGCCAUCUGUAUAUCGAUGCGAUGCAUCGAGAGGAGCCCUUCUGCUGCGGACGAAAUUAGUCGUGGGGUAUCUCUCGCGCGGCAGUUUUCUUACAGAAAAAAAUUAUGAUGGCAAGCAAGGCUUGGAAGGUGGUCCAGCCGCACGUGCCGAUGAUCAAGUUCCGCAAGGGCGGCAGCAAUCGCGCAGCAGUUGCGGGCACGACGGCCGCGCCAUCUGCGCGAUCAGGAUCGGCGCAGAUGCAGCAGAGCGCGGGAGGUGCGACGGGCCCCCAGGUGAUCGUUCUACCGACGAUAGAAGAUGUUAAUUUGCCGCCGCGAUUUCAGAGACAGCCGAUUGAUCAAAAGGAAAUCGAAUAUAUCAAUCGUGGCGGACCGGAGUGAGUUUUGCAGCGCAAAGCAUUUAGGAUAAACCGUAAACUCCGUAUUUAAUUAACUUUGUUAUUGACCGACUCGGUGCAAUGUGUUGUUAAAAUAAAUGGACGUGGCCAGAGAGUUCCCAAGCU
Messenger RNA from Wasmannia auropunctata (little fire ant), 513 nucleotides. RefSeq names its product 28S ribosomal protein S36, mitochondrial. The transcript is spliced from 4 exons. The record is from RefSeq and is a predicted model, not a curated record. Bases 116 to 391 code for a protein of 91 amino acids. Gene Ontology annotation, biological process: 2-oxoglutarate metabolic process. NCBI's taxonomy places the organism in Eukaryota, Metazoa, Arthropoda, Insecta, Hymenoptera, Formicidae.